Aspergillus fumigatus Af293 is the source of this 1338-nucleotide messenger RNA. RefSeq names its product DUF821 domain protein. The coding region runs from base 1 to 1338 and encodes 445 amino acids. Lineage: Eukaryota; Fungi; Ascomycota; Eurotiomycetes; Eurotiales; Aspergillaceae. The record is from RefSeq and is a predicted model, not a curated record. The transcript has a single exon.
AUGGGCCGAUGUCUGACUUACCAACCCUGCCAGCUACUCAUUCUGGGACUCGUCGCAGCUCUUGCUUUUUCAAUAUGGACACUAUGGCUGGGCGUCAACUCAGAUAAAGACAACAUCCAUCCUUUGCUGAACCAACUGAUUCCUGCGGGCCAUUGUGCUUGCCGGUCUGCUACCAUCUUCAGCUGUGAUAGCUGCCUCCAGUGCUCUGCUUCCACCUUGCCUCCGAGCCCUUCGCCUCCUCAUAUCACCUUUGAUCCGAAUGAAUACUCCUACAAUGAGACACAAUGCCAUUCCUUCUUCCCUGGCUUGUUCGAAGAUCCCACACGCGCUCAAACAUUCUGGCAGGCCAAGAAUGGGAUCCGCAGGGCUGACCUCGACAAUGUCCAAAUGAUGAACGGCAUGGUCAGAGCGGCCGUCUACAAAGGCCGUCUGUAUGUCCUUACCGCUCUCGCGAGGGGGGAAGAUCACCGCCGCAAAAUCAUCGGAGUGUUAAGCUCGAUCCACCGCGCCCUGAUCUCAGCCUCGGACCUUGCUGUGAUUCCAGACACAGAGUUUAUCUUCUCCGUUGAGGACAAAGUGGAAGAUAUCGCGGGACCCGGUCAUCCUCUCUGGGUUCUUGCGAGAAAGCCCCACGAAGAGUCCGUCUGGCUCAUGCCGGACUUUGGCUUCUGGUCCUGGGGCCAUCUUGAUAGCCAGAUCAGACCGUAUGACCAAGUGGUGGAGCAUGUCCGACAGCGGGAGGUGCCCUGGGACCAGAAACGGGAUAAGCUGGUGUGGCGGGGGAAGCUUAGCUUUGCACCAAAACUGCGGCGGACGCUGCUCGAGGUUGCACGGGGCUAUCCGUGGGGUGAUGUGCGAGAGGUGGAGUGGAGGAACAAGGCCAACUUCCUCAGCAUGGAGGAGCAUUGUGACUACAAGUUCAUCGCGCAUGUGGAAGGGCGUUCCUAUUCCGCGUCGCUCAAGUAUCGCCAGGCGUGUCAGUCGGUGGUAGUGAUUCAUAAACUGCAGUACAUCCAGCAUCACCACUAUCUCCUCGUCUCCUCCGGGCCACAGCAGAACUUUGUCCAGGUCGAAAGGGAUUUCUCGGAUCUGCCGCAGAAGAUGCAGGAGCUUCUGGAUAACCCUGCUAAAGCUCAGCGCAUUGCAAGGAAUAGCGUGAAUGUGUUUCGGGAACGCUAUCUGACAGCAGCCGCUGAUGCAUGCUACUGGAGGGCCCUGCUGCUGGCGUGGGCCGUGGCCUCUCCUGAUCUCACUCUGAGGGGCCCUCCUCAGAAUGGGAUCCGAUACGAGUCAUUCUUAUUGCUUGGAGAAAGCAAUAUGAUGCAUUUUGGGCGAUGA